Molecule: messenger RNA, 1137 nt
Organism: Trichoderma asperellum CBS 433.97
Lineage: Eukaryota; Fungi; Ascomycota; Sordariomycetes; Hypocreales; Hypocreaceae
Biological process (GO): protein N-linked glycosylation
Cellular component (GO): mannan polymerase complex
Molecular function (GO): alpha-1,6-mannosyltransferase activity
Source: RefSeq, a predicted model, not a curated record
AUGCUGAAUCCACGCCGCGCCUUCAUUGCUGCGGCAUUCCUGUUAACCGUCUUUUUCCUCGUCUCCCGAUCACACACUUCUUCCGGCCCUAGCGCUCCCAGCUCAUCCGAGAAGCAUGACACAGAGACAGAGGCCGCAGCGGCAGCGGCUGCAGCCGCCAGCCAGCAACGAGCGGUCCCGCCGCCUCCUCCGCAGAAGCCCAUGAUUGACAUGUCGGGCAUGUCUACAUACGAGAAGCUCGACUACACAUAUUCCUACGACAUCGAAUCCAAGUUCCCCGCCUACAUCUGGCAAACAUGGAAGCACACUCCCGGCGAUGGCGAGUUCGAGUUCCGCGAGCAGGAGGCUUCGUGGUCAAUUGAGCACCCAGGCUUCAUCCACGAGGUCAUCACCGACUCUGUUGCCGCCACUCUGCUCCAGCUGCUGUAUGCGAGCAUCCCCGAGGUGCUGGAGACAUAUCACGCUCUGCCAUUGCCCGUCCUCAAGGCCGACUUCUUCCGCUACCUCAUUCUGUACGCGCGCGGCGGCAUCUACUCUGACAUUGAUACCUACGCUAUACGCAGUGCCCUUGAAUGGAUUCCCGCGCAGAUUCCCAAGGAGACUGUUGGCUUGGUUAUUGGCAUCGAGGCGGACCCCGAUCGCGCCGAUUGGGCUGACUGGUACAGCCGUCGCAUCCAAUUCUGCCAAUGGACCAUCCAAGCCAAGCCCGGCCAUCCCGUGCUGCGCGACAUCAUUAGCCGGAUUACCAACUCGACGCUGGCUUUGAAGAAGGCCGGCAAGCUCUCGAGCUUCAAGGGCAACAACGUUGUGGACUUGACUGGACCAGCCGUCUGGACGGACACCAUCAUGGACUACUUCAACGACGAGCGCUUCUUCGAUAUGGAGCAUAGCAAGGGCAAGAUUGACUAUCGCAACUUUACUGGCAUGGAGACGAGCAAGCGCGUUGGAGACGUUGUGGUUCUGCCCAUCACAAGCUUCUCGCCUGGUGUUGGCCAGAUGGGUGCUAAGGAUUAUGAUGAUCCUAUGGCGUUUGUAAAACACGAUUUUGAGGGAACAUGGAAGCCCGAAAGCGAAAGACACAUUGGCGAAGUCCAACAGGAGCUUGGCGGAUUGGUGGAAGACGGACAGCAACAAUAA